Amphibalanus amphitrite is the source of this 1639-nucleotide messenger RNA. RefSeq names its product proline-rich protein PRCC-like. Lineage: Eukaryota; Metazoa; Arthropoda; Thecostraca; Balanomorpha; Balanidae. Gene Ontology annotation, cellular component: nucleus. The transcript has 9 exons. The record is from RefSeq and is a predicted model, not a curated record. Bases 396 to 1529 code for a protein of 377 amino acids.
AGUUCAGAAGCAAACAAACAUUGCGCCAGAUUUCGUGUCGCAUAUGUGUGCCUUGCCUCUGAUAGCUGACUACUGUGCUUGGUAGCCACAUUGACUGCACGCACGACCACUCACAAUCCCGGACGAAGUGUCGCAUAUGUGUGCCUUGCCUCUGAUAGCUGACUACUGUGCUUGGUAGCCACAUUGACUGCACGCACGACCACUCACAAUCCCGGACGAAUUAUAACGGUCAUCACGGUCUGCGACUACUGUGGGCCCACCGACUACAAGCCCUGAUCACAAUAAAUCUUGUAGAACUCUGCCCUGAUCUCAUCUUGAAGUGAAUAUUAAUGAAAAGGGGAGCAGAAAUACCUGCCAUAAAAAGGAAAUAGAGUAGACAAUUGACUGCAUACAAGAUGUCAUUGGCUAGCCUUGCUGCCUAUGCCAGCAGUGAUGAAAGUGAGUCUGAACCAGAAGAGGCUGGCAAUGUGAACAGCAAUCAGUUGAGUCAGCCAGCUCCUGGUCCCACUCCAUCUUCAAGCUCUUCACAAGGUCAACUGAAGUCUGGUGUAGAUCUGAUUGAAGAUGAGGAGGAUGACCUAGUGGCCCAUGCAACAGUGACAUCUUCACUGCCACAGGCUGAAGGCAGAGAAGACAGUGUGUCUGGAAGUCUAUUCCAGGCAGAUGAUGUUGUGGAUGAUGUUCCAUUGGCUAGCAAAAUACAGGCUGAAAAACCUCCAAAGAAGAACCAACCUGUGAAAAUAUCCAUACCAUCAUUAUCACAGUUUAAGGAUGAGGAGGAGGAGGAGCCUGCUGCCAAGAAAAUGAAGCCAUCGCAGAAAGGGUCUGGGCUGUUCUCACUGCUGCCGCCACCCAAGGCAGCCACCACCAAGGAGUUGGGCCGCGCGCUGGUGCCCCACUCGGUGUCCCGACCGGCGGCGCCGCGGCGCGCGGCACCCGCGCCCCCGCGCGUGCCGCCGCCGGCGCCGGCCGCCGCCGACUCGGAUGACGAGGAGGGCGGUGGCGGCGACUUCUUCUCCCUGUCGGAGGAGGGCCCGUCGCUGCCGGCGCUGCCAGUCGGACCGGCCGCCGGACCGCUCACAUUCAGCGAGCGCGAGCAGGAGGCGGCGGCGGCGGCGCGGCGCCGGUCGCCCAGUCCGGAGCCGAUGGAGGGGGCGCCCCCGCCGACCGCCGCCGGGUCACAGUGGCCCCAGUCGGCUGCCGCCCAGUUGGAUAUGCCCGCAGAGGCGCUGCAGCACCUGCGCGGGCGACGCGGCCGGCGUGAGGCUCCUGAGGACAUCCAGUUCAUUGACGUCAACCAGGACGACAUCCUGCCGGACCGUGACGAGUGGAUGACGAAGCAGCUGACGGAGGAGAAGGUGGUCCGUCGGCCGCAGAAGUCGGCGGACGAUCCGACGUCGCAGCAGCGGCGCAAGCAUCAGAUCACCUACCUGGCACAUCAGGCCAAGGAACGCGAGGUGGAACUGAAGAACGAAUGGGCGCAGAACCGGGCCACAAAGAACGCCUAUAGGACAAAGUACGGCUUCUAGCGCCGCCUGGUGAGUGCCGCCCUACGUCCGCGAACUGUGUGUGUGGGUCAUUGUUGUCGCCUGUUAUACAUCAUCAUGUCAAUGUCAUAAAUACAGACUAUUGUGAAUUA